CCUUCCCCCUUCCUUUUCCGCUGUAGGAAGUUAACGUGCCUAAGGUGCUUGGUUCUUCAUCCGAAGCUAAGGCCCACAAUCCGGCGACUAGCACCGUCAGAUUUAGGCAUCCGACGCCACAAACAUAAAACUAAACAUCUACAAUGGCCUCCGUGUCCGAGCUCGCCUGCAUUUACUCCGCUCUGAUCCUCCACGACGAUGAAGUCACCGUCACCGAGGACAAGCUGAAUGCUCUGAUCAAGGCUGCUGGAGUCACUGUGGAGCCCUUCUGGCCAAGUCUGUUUGCCAAGGCUCUGUCCAGCAUUGACAUCGGCAGCCUGAUCUGCAACGUUGGAGCCGGCGGUGGUGCUCCCGCUGGAGCCCCAGCUGCUGGAGUUGCUGCUGCUGCUGGAGACGCCCCAGCCAAGGAGGAGGAGAAGAAAGAGGAGAAGAAGGAAGAGUCUGAGGAGUCCGACGACGACAUGGGCUUCGGUCUCUUCGACUAAAACAGCUGUUUUUGUAACAAAACACAAUAAAAGUACAAAAAUGAA
Molecule: messenger RNA, 530 nt
Organism: Toxotes jaculatrix (banded archerfish)
Lineage: Eukaryota; Metazoa; Chordata; Actinopteri; Toxotidae
Gene: rplp1
Product: ribosomal protein, large, P1
Exons: 4
Coding region: 144-485 (113 amino acids)
Biological process (GO): cytoplasmic translation; translational elongation
Cellular component (GO): ribosome; cytosolic large ribosomal subunit
Molecular function (GO): protein kinase activator activity; ribonucleoprotein complex binding; structural constituent of ribosome
Source: RefSeq, a predicted model, not a curated record